Ochotona curzoniae (black-lipped pika) is the source of this 2247-nucleotide messenger RNA. It is a transcript of the gene ZNF282, whose product is annotated as zinc finger protein 282. The transcript is spliced from 9 exons. The record is from RefSeq and is a predicted model, not a curated record. Gene Ontology annotation, biological process: regulation of DNA-templated transcription. NCBI's taxonomy places the organism in Eukaryota, Metazoa, Chordata, Mammalia, Lagomorpha, Ochotonidae. Bases 77 to 2050 code for a protein of 657 amino acids.
CCCGGCGAGGGGGAAGGCGCCUGGAAAACGUUCUUCUUCUCCCUGGCCGGCCCGAGCGGGGAGCAGCACUCCCAGGAUGCAGUUUGUGUCAACACGGCCGCAGCCUCAGCAGCUGGGCAUCCAGGGCUUGGGGCUGGACAGCGGGAGCUGGAGCUGGGCCCAGGCUCUGCCCCCGGAGGAGGUCUGCCACCAGGAGCCGGCGCUGCGCGGGGAAAUGGCCGAGGGAAUGCCGCCCAUGCAGGCUCAAGAAUGGGACAUGGAUGCCCGGCGACCAAUGCCCUUUCAGUUCCCACCCUUCCCAGAUAGGGCCCCGGUCUUCCCUGACCGCAUGAUGCGAGAGCCCCAGUUGCCCACAGCAGAGAUCUCACUCUGGACCGUGGUGGCCGCCAUUCAGGCUGUGGAGAGGAAGGUGGACGCCCAAGCCAGCCAACUACUGAACCUUGAGGGACGCACGGGGACAGCCGAGAAGAAGCUGGCCGACUGUGAGAAGACGGCCGUGGAGUUUGGCAAUCACAUGGAGAGCAAGUGGGCCGUGCUGGGCACGCUGCUGCAGGAGUACGGGCUGCUGCAGCGGCGCCUGGAGAACCUGGAGAACCUGCUGCGCAACAGGAACUUCUGGGUACUGCGGCUGCCCCCAGGCAGCAAGGGGGAAGCCCCCAAGGUUCCUGUGACCUUUGUGGAUAUUGCUGUUUAUUUCUCUGAGGAUGAGUGGAAGAACUUGGAUGAAUGGCAGAAGGAGCUUUACAACAACCUCGUGAAGGAAAACUACAAAACCCUGAUGUCCCUCGAUUCUGAGAAUUCGGUGCCCAAGCCCGAUGCCCCGGCCCAGGUAGAGCCCCGGGAAGAACCUUGUGUGUGGGAACAACGUCACCCUGAGGAGAGAGAAGUCCCAGUGGAUCCAAACACAGGAGCAGAGCCCCUGGUGCCUGCACAGGAUGUGUCCUCCCAGGUGAAGCGAGAGGAAGCCAUGUGUGUCCGGGGCCAGCGGGGCCUGGAGGAGAGAGCCAUCCCCACGGAAUCCAUCACCGACUCCCCGAUAUCUGCCCAGGAACUCUUAUCCCGGAUUAAGCAAGAGGAGCACCAGUGCGUAUGGGAUCAGCAAGAUUUGGCCGAGAGAGACAUCCCUACAGACCCCAAUUCAGAGUCUCUCAUCUCAGCACAUGACAUUUUAUCCUGGAUCAAGCAGGAAGAGCAGCCGUACCCUUGGGGCCCCCGCGACUCCGUGGAAGGCGAGCUUGGAUUGGACUCUGGCCCCACUGACAGCCUACUGCUGGUGAAGAACCCGCCCCAGGCCCCGCAGCAGCCACAGCCGCAGCCCCAGGCCCAGGCCCAGGCCCAGCCACAGACCCAGCCGCAGCCCCAUCAGCAGAGCCUGCCCCCACUCCCUGUGGCCGAGAACCCCGGGGGCCCUCCGAACCGCGGACUGUUGGACGAAGACUUCCAGCCAUACCAAGGAGCGGCCCUACGAGUGCGCGGAAUGCGAGAAGAGCUUCAACUGCCAUUCGGGCCUCAUCCGCCACCAAAUGACGCACCGCGGCGAGCGGCCCUACAAGUGCUCCGAGUGCGAGAAGACCUACAGCCGCAAGGAGCACCUGCAGAACCACCAGCGGCUGCACACGGGCGAGCGGCCCUUCCAGUGCGCGCUGUGCGGCAAGAGCUUCAUCCGCAAGCAGAACCUGCUGAAGCACCAGCGCAUCCACACUGGCGAGCGGCCCUACACUUGCGGCGAGUGCGGCAAGAGCUUCCGCUACAAAGAGUCGCUCAAGGACCACCUGCGUGUGCACAGCGGCGGCCCAGGCCUCGGGGCCCCUCGGCCUCAGCAGGCGCCUCCCGAGCGAGACUAGGGCUGGGCUGGGGGGAGAGGGGCGGACUGGAGCCAGGGCAUGACCGGCCCUUGGGUAUCCUGGGGACCCACCAACCUGCCCCGUGGCUCCUGGUGCACCUUCCUGCCCUCUACCCUCCACCUGCCCGAAAUUGGACACAGAAAUUACACUCCAGACAGGGUCCCCAAAGGAUUGGAUGGGGUCACCCCCCGAUCUGUCCAGCCUGAGUGGACAGCCCAGCUCAUCUCAGAGGGUGGACCAAGCUGCCCGGGGAAGGUGCCAGAAGAAUACAGGGGCGGUGGUCCUCGUGCACCCUCCUCGUGCCACCCAGUAUGCUCCGUGGCCGCUGGGGCUGCCCGUUGUGGGCAGGGAAAUGGCCCAGAGCCUGAGGAAGUAAGCCCUUAGGCCUAGGAGGCACCCUGAG